This is a messenger RNA of Tetrapisispora phaffii CBS 4417, 1323 nucleotides long. It is a transcript of the gene RMT2, whose product is annotated as protein-arginine N5-methyltransferase. Gene Ontology annotation, molecular function: protein arginine N5-methyltransferase activity. Lineage: Eukaryota; Fungi; Ascomycota; Saccharomycetes; Saccharomycetales; Saccharomycetaceae. The record is from RefSeq and is a predicted model, not a curated record. Gene Ontology annotation, cellular component: nucleus; cytoplasm. Gene Ontology annotation, biological process: peptidyl-arginine methylation. Bases 1 to 1323 code for a protein of 440 amino acids. The transcript has a single exon.
AUGUCUGAACUUCAUCAUUUGUUAACUUUUCCUGAAAAGCCAAUAACUGCGGAAGUUUAUGUCACAAAAUUAAAGCACUACUUAUCUAAUGGUAUCCCUGCAACGUACACUCUUGAACAAGUCAAAGAAUAUGAAUUGAAUCAGGCAAAAGAAAAUGGCGAGACUGUUGAUGAAAGAAGUGAGGAAGAGGAAGAAACUAGUAACACCACACCUUUGCAUAUUUUAGCUAGAAGCAUUCCAAAAAAUUUGACACCAGCAGAGUUAUCUGUAGUUCUAGAAUUGAUUAACAUUCUUUUUGAAUACGGAGCCGGUUGGAACUUCAUCGAUUAUGAAGACAAAACUGUGGGCGACCUGUUAAUCGAAAACGGUUACUCCGUUAACUCAAGUCUAUACAAAAGAAUCGUUGAGGCGGGUGUCAGCGCUGAAUUACUUUUAAGGAAGAUAAAUGACAACGUUGAAUUUUUGGACGACGAUGAAAUUAUACAAGAAGCUCUUGGCAUGGAAGAUAAUGAAAUCCCAACAGAAGAAAACAUAAAAAUUGUAAAUGAAGAUGCUACUGCAGGAAACCAGGAAGUCUAUCUCCAAACAGAAUUGGAAUACACUGCCAAUACUUUACUUACAAAAGAAAAUAAAGAUGGUGUUAUGAUGGAUUGGGAAACUGGUAUCAUGAAAUUAGCUUCUGAUACAAUCACCUCAUCUUUUGACAAAGAUGAUGAUUCAAUUGCCAUUUUAAAUAUUGGAUUUGGGAUGGGUAUAAUCGAUACAUUCAUUGAAAAAGACUUACAAGAAAAAUAUCCAAAUAAGAAAGUUAAGCAUUACAUAUCAGAAGCACAUCCAGAUGUAUUGAAGAAGUUAAAGAAUGAUGGAUGGUAUGACAAAAAAAAUAUUAUCAUAUUGGAGGGAAGAUGGCAAGAUUCCUUAAACACACUACUUGAUUAUGGUAACGUAUUUUUUGAUGGUAUAUAUUACGAUACCUUUAGUGAAUAUUAUGAGAAUAUAUUGGAAUUACUUGAUAUAAUUGUUGGCUUAUUAAAACCACAUGGUAUCUUUUCAUUUUUUAAUGGUUUAGGUGCAGACAGACAGUUAUGUUAUGAAGUGUACAAAAAUAUUGUCGCUAUUGAUGUCAGCAAUUACGGUAUGAAAUGUGAAUAUUCCACGAUUAGGGUUGGUGACAAUAACAACCAGAAUGGAAGUGAACAUGGAGGAGAUGACGCGACUGUCAAUGGAAUUGAGAAUACAACAGACAAACCAAAUUGGCAAAAUGUCAAGCGCUCUUACUAUAACUGUGAUUAUUAUUACCAUCCAUGUAUAACAUUUAUGUAA